AUGAGUUGUAACGGGGCCUGGAAGGCACGGGCACCGAAACUGAAUGGCGUGGCUUGUAGUGAUCAAUCUUCUCCACUAUACGAGCCACGUUCUAUCGACGAGGGAAGGCAGUUGUUCCUUCUAUGCUAUGCCUUGUAUGGUGAAAGGUUUCUGUCACCAGAAUUACUUAGAUGUAUUUCGUACGAGGCACAGCCUCAGCUGCUGCUGUGUAUUAGGUUGAGUGGUGAAGCUGUGGAGAGCCAAUGGUAUCUGCUGGAUCGACAACCACCGAUCAUGCUGGUGAUGGCUCCAUCCAUGCAAAAAAAACCCAGCGCCUUUGCCUUUCCUUCCCCACCAGUACACUCUGCAGACAGCAGAGAACCAGGUCUCGAAUCCUCCACCAAUGUUCCAUUCGCUAGAUACUCUACUAGGAGUGUACCCCUUUCGCGCGAAGCUUCCGACAUGGCUCAGCUGGUGCUGUCCUUGAUACAGAAUGUCACAAGUGCAAUUCCACUUAUCCGAUCCGAUGCAAGCGGGUAUUGGUGCACCUAUACAUCCCUCCUAUGCGAUUAUCCGUCUGAGGCUGUCCCCGGUGAGCACCUCUCCUUCGGAGGCUGCGCCGGGAAAUAUCUAAGAUUCUCGUUCGUCCGCGCCCGGCAAUCUACAGGUGUAACGUCCGAUGUCGCCCAGUGGCAGCAUCCUUAUGUACAAAUCAAGACAUAG
Messenger RNA from Suillus discolor, 702 nucleotides. RefSeq lists its product as uncharacterized. The transcript is spliced from 7 exons. Lineage: Eukaryota; Fungi; Basidiomycota; Agaricomycetes; Boletales; Suillaceae. The coding region runs from base 1 to 702 and encodes 233 amino acids. The record is from RefSeq and is a predicted model, not a curated record.